CCAGAGGGUCAGUAGGGGAAUUCACUGGAGUGUUUGAAGGUCUCGAGUGUAGCAUUUAUCGCCUUUUUAUCGCUAAAAAGGCAAUUUCAAGUGUUUUAUUUCACAAUAUUCAAUCAGUCAAGUCCUCAGGCACACGACAAGUACAAGUGCUUGGCAAUUCAGUGUGAAAAUAGAGAGAAAAACAGGUGUUAUUCCACAUAUUUUGCCCCUCCCGACAGAAUUGACCAGUGCAAAAUGAGACUGAGCAAAGUUGAUCCGAGUUCUUUCUCGAACGCCGAUGAAAUCGUCACGACGCAUGUCAAGCUGGAUUGGACGGUGGACUUCCAGAGGAGUGUCUUGAGCGGAAGCGCGGAGAUUUCGAUGAAAAUCACGGCGACUCAAAUCGACCAAAUCUUCUUGGACGUCAGCGAUCUCAAGAUCUCCGGUGUGAGUCUCGUGCAGCCGGCAGGAUCCUUCCCGGUCACGUUCAGCGUGUCGGAUUUCACGGAGAACAUCGGAUCGAAGCUCACGAUCGAUCUGCCCACGAUGACGUCUGGGAAAGUGACGCUGCUGGUGGAAUACGAGACCUCGCCAAAGGCCAGCGGCCUGCUGUGGCUCUCCAAGGAGCAGACACUGGGCAAGGAGCAUCCCUACCUCUUCAGCCAGUGCCAAUCCAUCCACGCGCGCUCGCUCAUGCCCUGUCAAGACACGCCGGCCGUGAAGUUCCCGUACUCGGCCAGAGUGCGCCAUCCGGAGGAGCUCGUGGCGCUCAUGAGCGCCAUCCAGAGCGACAAGCAGAAGGGCGUGACGAGCUUCGAGCAGACAGUGCCGAUUCCCAGCUACUUGCUGGCCAUCGUCGUGGGAGAUUUGGUCAGCGAAGACUUGUCGCCGAUCACCAGAGUGUGGGCGGAGCGUGAUUUGGUGCGUGAGGCCGCGCAGGAGUUCAGCGAGACGAGCGUUUUCCUGGAGAAGGCCGUGGAGAUCUGCGGUCCGUACGUGUGGAAGCGCUACGAUUUGCUCGUGAUGCCGCCCAGCUUCCCGUUCGGCGGCAUGGAGAAUCCCUGUUUGACCUUCGUCACGCCCACAAUCAUUGCCGGCGACAAGUCGUUGGUCAGCGUCGUGGCGCACGAGAUCUCGCACUCGUGGACGGGAAAUCUGGUGACGAACAGGAACUUCGAGCACUUCUGGCUCAACGAGGGCUUCACGGUGUUCGUGGAGGACAAGAUCAAGGGCGCAAUCAAUGGGGAGGCGUUCAGGGACUUCUACUCCUUGCUGGGUCUGAGUGAGCUCAAGGACUGCAUGAAUGUGCAGCUGAAGGACAAGCCGGAGAUUCAGAAGCUGGUGCCGGAUUUGACGGAGUUGUCGCCAGACGACGCGUUCUCCACGGUGCCGUACAUGAAAGGAUCGACCUUCCUGCGAUAUCUGGAGAAUCUCUUCGGCGGACCGAGUGUCUUCGACCCCUUCUUGCGCUUCUACUUGAACAAGUACAAAUUCCAGUCGAUCGAGAGCAAUGACUUCAAGAGCACCGUUUUCGAGUACUUCCACGAGAACAAGUACAGCGAAAUCCUCGCGCAGAUUGAUUGGGACAAGUGGUUCUUCAGCCCUGGCAUGCCGCCAGAAGUGCCGGCUUACGACACGAGUCUCGUGGAUGCGGCUCAGAAGCACGCACAGCUGUGGAAGGACUCUCAGGAUAUCCAUGAGAUCGAGAACUCGCCGCUCUUGCAAACGCCGCUGUCCAGUCUGCAGAUUGUGGAGAUGCUGUCGAAGUUGCUGGAUCAGAAAGUCGUCUUCGGCAGCGACAAACUGACCGCCUUCACGAAGGCUUACAAGUUCGCCGAGACGAGGAACUCGGAGAUCAGAUUCAGAUACUUGAGAAUGUGCAUUUUGGCGCGCAAUUUGGACUCACUCGACGACAUCUUCGCCUUCGCCAACAGCAACUUCCGCAUGAAGUUCACGCGGCCGCUCUACAAGGAGCUCUCCCAAUGGCCGGAGGUCCGUGAGCGCGCCAUCGAGAGCUUCCAUCAGCACAAGGACGAGAUGAUGAGAACGUGCGCCGUCCAGGUGGCCAACGACAUGGGAAUUGCGGUCUAACAAUGAUACAAUAAAUUUAUUAUGCAAUCAAA
Phlebotomus argentipes is the source of this 2102-nucleotide messenger RNA. Its product is annotated as leukotriene A-4 hydrolase. The transcript is spliced from 4 exons. Gene Ontology annotation, cellular component: cytosol. Lineage: Eukaryota; Metazoa; Arthropoda; Insecta; Diptera; Psychodidae. The coding region runs from base 235 to 2070 and encodes 611 amino acids. The record is from RefSeq and is a predicted model, not a curated record. Gene Ontology annotation, biological process: peptide catabolic process; proteolysis. Gene Ontology annotation, molecular function: epoxide hydrolase activity; metallopeptidase activity; aminopeptidase activity.